UUGGCAUUUUCAGUCCUCAAAACGACGAAUGGCUCGCGAGGACGAGUGUAACUGCCGGUGACCCCGGUCACUAGACCUCAAGAUGCAAUUAGUAUCGUGACGUGAUCCUAGCUGCAAUUACCACCGCGGUGCUCGGAGCCUUAAGUGACGAAGGGGCUGAUGGACAGGCGGAAGGCCUUCGUCCAAAGUGCCUGUAGAGUACCGUCCCCAUUCAGUGUUACUCGGAACCAGCAAUAGCCCGAGGUGUACAUGAGGUGGUUCCUGUUUUUCGACCAUAACCCGGAAGUGAAAGUGUACAGAUUGCAGAGUGCGCGAAAUUGUGCGAAGAAAUACUGCGAAGGGAAGGCCGAGGACGAAGGAACGAUAGUGUAACCCCGAUAACGUCGAGGCCGGAAGUUGGAGGGGGCGGUGGAGGGAGGGAAGCGGUGCGGAGCGGUCAUAUAGGUUAGAUGUUCGAGGUCCUCGAGUGGCGGCCUUGGGAGCCAACGGGGUCGUGCAGGGCACGACGCGCCACCCCCAGCAGCCCCUCAGCCUCCCCCGCCUCCCUCGGGACCCCCGUGAAGGGGUUCCUCAUCGGUUCCCCGGGUAGGCUGAGUCGGGCGCUCCUCCGGAGCCCCCAAGAAAGCAGCGAGGCUGGCGAGUGCCAUGUGGCAGAGCGGCGGCAUGGGUGGCCACGCCGCCAACAACCCGUGGAUGAAGCUGAUGGGCAUCGUCCACAAGGAGAGGAGACACCACGACUCGGGGGGCGGCGGGGCGUCCGGGGGGCAGGCGUCGGCGACCACCGGAAGCAACGAUCGGAACCUCAACCAAUCGCUGCCAAAGCUCAGCAGCCAGGACGAGGACGGGCCAAACCCCCACACCCAAUACACAGGCGUCACACACUUCGAGCCUAUUCCUCACGAUCAUGACUUCUGUGAAAGGGUCGUCAUCAACGUGAGCGGGUUACGGUUUGAGACACAGCUUCGCACGCUGAACCAGUUUCCGGACACACUGCUUGGCGAUCCAGCGCGGCGGAUAAGGUACUUCGAUCCUCUGCGAAAUGAAUACUUCUUCGACCGCAAUCGACCUUCUUUCGAUGCGAUCCUCUACUACUACCAGAGCGGCGGCCGUCUUCGACGCCCGGUCAACGUACCACUCGAUGUCUUCUCCGAAGAAAUCAAAUUCUACGAGCUGGGGGAGAUGGCCACUAACAAGUUCAGGGAGGACGAGGGUUUCAUUAAAGAGGAGGAGAAGCCACUGCCGUCGCACGAGUUGCAGAGGAAGGUGUGGCUGCUAUUCGAGUAUCCGGAGAGCUCGCAGGCGGCGCGAGUCGUUGCCAUCAUAUCCGUGUUUGUAAUCCUUCUGUCCAUCGUGAUCUUCUGCCUUGAGACCCUCCCGGAGUUUAAGCACUACAAAGUGUUUAACACGACGGCGAAUGUCACAAAGAUCGAAGAGGACGAAGUGCCGGACAUCACGGACCCGUUCUUCCUAAUAGAGACUAUUUGUAUCGUCUGGUUCACGUUUGAGUUAUCAGUACGCUUCCUCGCCUGCCCAAACAAGUUAAACUUCUUCCGUGACGUAAUGAACAUCAUCGAUAUCAUCGCCAUCAUUCCAUAUUUCAUUACACUGGCUACGGUGGUAGCUGAGGAGGAGGACACGCUCAACCUGCCUAAGGCUCCGGUCAGCCCGCAGGACAAGAGUACCAACCAGGCGAUGUCCCUCGCGAUUCUAAGGGUCAUUCGGCUGGUCAGGGUGUUCCGAAUAUUCAAACUCUCCAGGCACAGUAAAGGGCUACAAAUUCUAGGUCGCACUCUUAAGGCCUCGAUGCGUGAGCUUGGCCUGCUCAUCUUUUUCCUGUUCAUUGGUGUGGUGCUAUUCUCGUCGGCUGUAUACUUCGCGGAGGCCGGCUCCGAGAAUUCAUUCUUCAAGUCCAUUCCGGACGCUUUCUGGUGGGCCGUUGUCACGAUGACGACCGUGGGCUAUGGUGACAUGACGCCCGUCGGAGUCUGGGGCAAGAUCGUUGGAUCACUGUGCGCGAUUGCUGGUGUCCUGACGAUCGCUCUACCCGUUCCCGUCAUCGUCUCGAACUUCAACUACUUUUAUCAUCGGGAGACUGACCAGGAGGAAAUGCAGUCACAGAACUUCAAUCAUGUCACCAGUUGCCCGUAUCUUCCCGGCACACUGGGUCAACACAUGAAGAAGAACUCGAUGUCGGAGUCAUCUUCAGACAUAAUUGAACUCGAGGAGGGGAUUUUGUUGACCCAUCACGAGGUUGCCAGAAGGCCCAACUGCAACUCCCGCCACAACAAUAACAUCAACCCAGCCUGCGUAAGCAUUGAGACUGACGUUUGACUACUAGUGAAGGAGACGGUGGCAGUAUGGUGGCCAUUGCUGGGCAAGUUGUUCAAGAGCAUCCCGUUACAGUACCUGGCGUAGGCCUGUAUCACCGCACACUACGAUUAGUGUGUGUGCCUGAGUGUGUUGCAUGUGUGUGUGUCUGUCCGUCUGAACGCGGGUUGCGUUCGCUGCAGCCCUG
Messenger RNA from Diprion similis, 2515 nucleotides. It is a transcript of the gene shaker, whose product is annotated as potassium voltage-gated channel protein Shaker. Gene Ontology annotation, biological process: protein homooligomerization; potassium ion transmembrane transport. The transcript is spliced from 9 exons. The record is from RefSeq and is a predicted model, not a curated record. Gene Ontology annotation, molecular function: delayed rectifier potassium channel activity; protein binding. The coding region runs from base 646 to 2331 and encodes 561 amino acids. Lineage: Eukaryota; Metazoa; Arthropoda; Insecta; Hymenoptera; Diprionidae. Gene Ontology annotation, cellular component: membrane; voltage-gated potassium channel complex.